AUGUCCUCUGGCUCCCCCUGCAGUCUCAUGGUGAAAGUGCGCCCUUUCCAUGUCAGUCCCGUGGGGCUGCAGCAGCUGCAGAUGAGCACAGUUUACUUUUUCCGCAGGCAAGGAGAGGAGCAGAGCACGGCUCAGGGACUUUCUGCUCUGCACUUGACCAUGGCCGCUGUGGUCAUUAACGCCAGCGGAGAGCGGGAGCAUAACGGGCUCACGCAGACACCGCUGCUCAAGAUCUGGGUCCCAUAUGAGAACUGCGAUCCGAACCGAAGACGCGCGUCCGCAGUGCCUCAGUUCUGUAACUCCCCGACGAUGAUUGUGAUGGUGGGACUGCCGGCCAGAGGGAAGACCUACAUCUCCAAGAAACUCACGCGAUACCUCAACUGGAUUGGAGUCCCUACAAGAGUGUUUAACGUGGGUCAGUACCGCAGGCAGGCAGUGAAAACCUACAAGAACUUUGAAUUUUUUAAACCGGACAAUGAAGAGGCCAUGAGGAUUCGCAAGGCCUGUGCAGCAGCUGCCCUGAAAGACGUCUCUGAGUUUUUCUCAAAAGAACAGGGACAAGUGGCCGUAUUUGACGCAACUAACACGACUAGAGAACGACGAACCCUCAUUUUGAACUUUGCCAAAGAGCGAGGAUACAAGGUGUUUUUUGUUGAAUCUAUCUGCGAAGACCCUGAAAUUAUUGCAGAAAAUAUUAAGCAAGUGAAGUUUGGGAGUCCAGACUACGCGGAUUGUGAAUUUGAUGAAGCGAUGGAGGAUUUUGUUCAGAGGAUAGACUGUUACAGAGCCAGCUACAUGCCCAUCGACGACGAAAAGGACAGAAAGCUGUCGUACAUAAAGAUCUAUGACGUGGGGGUCCGUUACCUGGUGAACCGCGUGCAGGACCACCUCCAGAGCAGAAUUGUGUAUUAUCUGAUGAACAUCCACGUGACUCCGCGCUCCAUCUACCUCAGCCGACACGGGGAGAGCCAACUCAACCUGGUGGGACGCAUCGGAGGAGACUCUGGGCUGUCCCCCCGAGGAGAGAAGUACGCCAUUGCACUGGCAACUUUCAUCAGAAACCAGAACAUCAAAGACCUGAAGGUUUGGACGAGUCACAUGAAGAGGACAAUCCAGACUGCGGAGACCCUGGGGGUCCCCUACGAGCAGUGGAAGGCCCUCAACGAGAUUGACGCUGGAGUGUGUGAGGAGAUGACGUACGAGGAGAUCCAGGAGCAUCAUACAGAGGAAUUUGCUCUGAGGGACCAGGACAAAUACCGCUACCGCUAUCCCAAAGGAGAGUCGUAUGAAGACCUGGUCCACCGUCUGGAGCCUGUGAUCAUGGAGCUGGAGCGGCAGGAGAACGUUCUGGUUGUGUGUCAUCAGGCUGUGAUGAGGUGUCUGCUCGCCUACUUCCUCGACAAACCUGCAGAUAAGUUGCCGUACCUGCGAUGCCCUCUUCACACAGUGCUCAAGCUGACCCCUAUAGCCUACGGAUGUAAAGUGGAGUCCUUUUACCUCAACAUCGAAGCCGUCAACACCCACAGAGAAAAGCCAGGGAAUGUGAAUGUGAACAGAAACCCGGAGGAUGCUCUUCAGACGGUCCCUGAUCACAUCUGA
Molecule: messenger RNA, 1599 nt
Organism: Knipowitschia caucasica
Lineage: Eukaryota; Metazoa; Chordata; Actinopteri; Gobiiformes; Gobiidae
Source: the annotation of a GenBank genome assembly